AUGGGCCUCGCUGCUCCCAAGAACAAAAUAAAACUCUCCCACGAUCCAAAUAAUACAAGAUGGUCUGGAAAUACCGACAGUUUCGGUCAUCGCAUGAUGAAGUCACAGGGCUGGACACCCGGUGAAUAUCUUGGAGCAAAAGAUGCCGCGCAUGCAGAAUUCCAUACCGAAGCUAAUGCGUCGCACAUUCGUGUGGUGAUUAAAGAUAAUACAUUAGGAUUGGGUGCGAAAAUAGGGAGUGGAGUAGGACAUGGGGAGUGCACAGGUUUAGACGUUUUCCAGAACUUGUUAGGGAGGUUGAAUGGAAAGGAAGAAGCGGAAAUCGAAAAAGAACAGAAAGGGAGGGAGGACUUGAAGAGAGCAAUUUACGCGGAGAGGAAAUGGGGGAGCAUUAGAUUUGUCAAGGGAGGGGUUUUGAUUGGUGAUAAAAUUCAGGAUUUGAUUGAUGGAGAGAAGGAGAGACUUAAAGCUUUGGAGAUCAAAGAGAAGGCAGCAGAGAGUAGUAGUGAGGAAAGUGAUUCUAGUUCAGAUGAGGAGGAAGAAGAGAAAUCACCAGAGCCUGUGACCGAGAAGAAGAAGUCGUCGAAACGAAAGAGAGAGGAACAGGAAGACGAAGAGAAGACAUCCAGCAAGAAGAGCAGGAAGGAGAAGAAGGAGAAAAAGGAAAAGAAAAGCAAGAAGAGGAAGAGUGAAGAUGAGGAUGAUAAAGACAAGUCCGAAUCCAAGAAAUCGAAAAAAUCCAAGAAAGAUCGCAAGUCGAAAUCGAAAUCUACCUCCGAAUCAGAAAAUGAAACCUUAGACGAAUCCGCAUUGAAGGCACGCAAAAAGGAAAAGAAAGAGAAGAAGCGAAGAGAGAAAGAAGCAGCAGGCGUGGACACCGAAGAAACAACCUCUACCUCCAAAUCCUCCAAGAAAUCCAAGAAAGAUAAACAUAAAUCAUCCUCCACAUCCGAAACCUCCACCAAGGAGAGCACACCAAUAGUCUCAGAAAGUAGUGGAAGAUCAACGCCGAUGGGUAUACGCUCUAUACGAGCUCGACAUAUCGCGCAGAAGAGGAUGGCUAGUAUGGAUGUUGCAAGUUUGAACCAGAUUUUCAUGAUUAAAUCGUAGACAUAAUGUUCAUGGUUCUGAAAAUAUAGAGCAGAUUUGAGAGAGAAAGGAACAGAAAAGGAAGUAAAGACAAUAUUAUAACUAUACCAAUUUUUUGGAGCGAUGUUUUCCUGUGGUAAGAAAGACAAAAGAUACAGGUACAGGUAAAGAUAUACCGUACAAUACUGAGAAGGAGUAAACACCCUACCUCCAUUCAAUAACCCUUCAUAUGUAUGUAGGGCGUCAAAGUCAGAGUCACAGCAGAAUAACCAAAAUUAAUACAACCCCAGAAUUUUCUCAUGAACCAUAGUUAUUAAUCAGUUCGGGGCUUGCGAAGAUGAGGACACACACACCAAGUACAUUGUCGAAUGUGCCAGGACAAUCAAUCAAUAAUAAGUCGGGAUAAAAAGUCACAACUGGAAAUUAAGAUC
Molecule: messenger RNA, 1520 nt
Organism: Botrytis deweyae
Lineage: Eukaryota; Fungi; Ascomycota; Leotiomycetes; Helotiales; Sclerotiniaceae
Exons: 3
Coding region: 1-1110 (369 amino acids)
Molecular function (GO): nucleic acid binding
Source: RefSeq, a predicted model, not a curated record